This is a messenger RNA of Cyclocybe aegerita, 1044 nucleotides long. The record is from the annotation of a GenBank genome assembly. Lineage: Eukaryota; Fungi; Basidiomycota; Agaricomycetes; Agaricales; Hemipholiotaceae.
AUGACCUCUAUCAUGACCCCUAAAGAAAUGGAAAUAGACCCCGGCAGUGUGGAACGAGCCGAGAAGCGGAAGCGGCGUCUGCUAGAGAUUGAAGCAGAACAGGAGAGGGAGGAGGCAGAGGCGUUGAAAAUGACCGAGGAGCAACGAAGGACACUCCUUCAGUCUUUCAAGGCGGUCAAAGUCGAGUUCGAUGACCUCGAUGGCCAGCGAUGGCCGCAGGGACUAUUACGACAUCCACAGGCCUCUCAUGGAAUAGUGCCCAAAUCUUCAUCCAGCGUCAAUCCCAUGAAACGUGGCACGUUCACUGUCCUUACAAACUCUUUCAACCCUGAGGAUACCAUCCGGGUCUCAGCCACCAAGCCCAAAUCCCGCCGCUCGCUAGCCCAAAUCCCGACUGUCACUCGCGCUUCAGAUAUGAACGUUGAUACCGUGAAAUCCCUGCCCAUCUUCGACAAUCCCGUAUGUCGGCAUCGGGACGGGACCCAUGCUCGCUCGUCUCCGUCGCUCAACGCGAAUUAUCUGAGUGGUUUGGAGGAGGAAGCAGGGAGAGGCGUCGGGGUGAUCCAAGGGUCAGAUGAUGGCGAGCGUGGAAGGAACACAGAAGACGUCAACUCCGUGUCUGCCCUCAGCACUUCUCCCUCGGCCGGUGGCCAAACACAUGAAGCGAGAUCGUCGAAGAAGGCCCCUUCGCUGCCAGAUGUGGCUCUCCUUACCGCGGAUCAUUCAUCUUCUAUGGCCUCGUUGAACCCGUUUAUCACGCCUUCGAACGAUCUUUCGCAAUCCACCAUCCGAGCAAAAUGUAGGAGACGUGUUUCUGUUCCGUCUCUUCUUCCCUCGCGUGAGGCUCCUUUACCUCCUACGUCUUCACGUAACGAACUCCCAUCGACCGGCCUAGCCCCAUCAUCGACGUCAGGCACUUCCAACAACGGCUCCUCCCAGAAAUCGACGCUCUCGCGCCUUCAGACGUUCCUCUCCCAGAAUCGCUCUGAUAAAUCAACCUCCUACACGGCCGAAUGGGUCGCUCGUCUCCACAGAAACAUUUAA